UGGUGCUAUUUUUAUAUGCUCACUGCUUGCCGAUUUGACCAUAAUACUACAAAAGGAGAUUUUCAGACUAAAGACUCUUCAUAUCUGCACGUACCAACAAACACCGCAACCAUCUCCUCCCUCCAGUCAGAAAACUCUGCUCUCCAUUGUCAAACUCAAAGCCGCCGUGAUGGGGGACGCCGACGGCUGCAGCAUGCACGUCGUGAUGCUGCCAUGGCUGGCCUUCGGCCACAUCCUCCCCUUCACGGAGCUCGCCAAGCGCAUCGCGCGGCAGGGCCACCGCGUCACGCUCCUCUCGACGCCAAGAAACACGCGGCGGCUCAUCCGCAUCCCUCCGGCCCUCGCCAGCCUCGUCCGCGUAGUCGACGUCCACCUGCCGCGCGUGGAGCGCCUCCCGGAGGGCGCCGAGGCGAGCAUCGACCUCCCGUCCGACGCCCUCCGCCCGUACCUGCGCGUGGCAUACGACACCGCCUUCUCCCACAAGCUCUCGGACAUCCUGCGGGAGCCGGGGCCUGAGAGGCCGGACUGGGUCCUCAUCGACUACGCCGCGUACUGGGCGCCGGCGGCCGCGGCGAGGCACGGCGUGCCGUGCGCGUUCCUGAGCCUGUUCGGCGCCGCGGCGCUCAGUUUCUUCGGCCCGCCGGAGGCGCUCAUGGGGCGUGGGAGGCACGCUAAGACGAACCUGGAGGACCUCACCGUGGUGCCCGACUACGUGCCGUUCCCGACCACCGUCGCGUACCGCGCCUUCGAGGCGCGCGAGAUAUUCGAGCCGGGCUUGGUCCCCGACGACUCCGGCGUGUCGGAGGGCUACCGGUUCGCCAUGGCUAUCCAGGGGAGCCAGCUCGUGGGGAUCAGGAGCAGCGUGGGGUUCGAGCCGGAGUGGCUACGGGUGCUCGGCGAGCUCUACCAGAAGCCGGUGAUCCCGGUCGGGCUAUUCCCUCCGCCACCAACGCAAGACGUCGCCGGCCACGAGGCGACGUUGCAGUGGCUGAACAGACAGGCGCCGCGCUCCGUCGUGUACGCGGCAUUCGGCAGCGAGGCCAAGCUGGCAAGCGCGCAGCUCCAAACAAUCGCGCUCGGCUUGGAGGCUUCCGGCCUGCCGUUCCUCUGGGCGUUCAGGCCGCCGGCCGACGCCGGAAUCGGAGAAGGCACGGCUGGGUUGCCGGAAGGCUUCGAGGAGCGGGUCGAUGGCCGGGGACUCGUCUGCCGCGGCUGGGUGCCGCAGGCUAGGUUGCUAGCCCAUGAAUCGGUCGGUGGGUUCCUGACCCACGCCGGCUGGAACUCCAUCACCGAAGGCCUCGCGCGUGGCGUCAGGCUAGUGUUGCUGCCAUUGAUGUUUGAUCAGGGCCUCAACUCCAGGCUUCUGGUGGAGAAGAAGAUCGGCGUUGAGGUCGAGCGCGACGAGGACGACGGCUCGUUCACGCCCAAGGAUAUCGCAGCUGCUCUAAGAAGGGUCAUGGUGGAGGACGAAGGCAAGGAGUUCGGGACGAAGGUUAAGGAGCUCUCCGAGGUGUUUGGAAAUGACGAGGUGAAUGAUCAGUGCGUGCGAGAUUUUUUCAGGCGACUGUUGGAAUACAGCAAGCAGUAAGAAAACGAUAGUCCCAUUUCAGGGCUGUAGGCCAUGCACUAUUUGCUCAGAAAAGGGCAAGGAAAAGGAAAGGUUAUCAUGCCAUUUUUAAGGCCAUGUACUAAUUUUGUGCCAUUAUUUCAAAUAAAGACAGAAAAACAAUGCGGAGUUAUCGUACUGUCGAAGAAAGCAUCUUUUGGUUUCCAAUCACAAGGUAGGCAGUCUUGUCUGAGAAUUUCUGAAGCGCUUGACAUCACAAGUCAAUAAACCGUGCUUUUCCAGUGAUAACGAAAACAGCUUGAUUGUGUGCUCAGCCAUUAUCCGAGAUCAACGGCUCACUGCUGGUUCACAUAUCGAAAUUGUCACCUCACGUCACUCAACAUCAACCUCUGCACAGCCACGCGACCAAUCCUUGUCACUGAAUCCCACGGCUGUAUGAAUGAUCAAUGGUUCAGACUUUCAGAGCUGUUCACCGUGGAAGCCCCAGUAGUGCCUUGUGCUGUUCAUGUACAAGUCGCAGUCUUGGGACUUCGACAUCCUAGGAAGGUGGGCAAUGACCCCUAGCAAAGGAGAACCGCACCACAUCAUAUCCUUCUUGCCCAGUAGCCCCAUCCGUCAAAUGAUGUAUGUGCAUGGUGGAGAUCAUCGUAGAGCUCUGUGCAAGGUAUCUUCCUC
Molecule: messenger RNA, 2242 nt
Organism: Setaria italica (foxtail millet)
Lineage: Eukaryota; Viridiplantae; Streptophyta; Magnoliopsida; Poales; Poaceae
Product: putative UDP-rhamnose:rhamnosyltransferase 1
Exons: 1
Coding region: 170-1588 (472 amino acids)
Molecular function (GO): UDP-glycosyltransferase activity
Source: RefSeq, a predicted model, not a curated record